Molecule: messenger RNA, 2509 nt
Organism: Marasmius oreades (fairy-ring Marasmius)
Lineage: Eukaryota; Fungi; Basidiomycota; Agaricomycetes; Agaricales; Marasmiaceae
Exons: 4
Coding region: 1078-2361 (427 amino acids)
Molecular function (GO): zinc ion binding
Source: RefSeq, a predicted model, not a curated record
UCGGAGUGGAUGCUGACAAAGAUAUUUUGCUCGUUACUCGGACCCAGCGACAUUCACCGAGCAGUUUCGGCUGAAGGUUGGAUGUAUAUACUGGCAGCAAUCGCUGCGGUCUCACCAGCUCAAUGUGGUUAAAGAAACAAAUUUCAUCUAACAUGCCGUGAUAACGCUGCGGCGCUCCGAGUCAACGCUCAACGCUUCAACGUUCAACGUCUAAAGUACAUUCUUUUUCUUCAAGUUGAGGACAUCAUGGGGUUUCCUGGUCAAAUAGAACAGAACCAUCCAGCUCGCUGGUUUCCUUCUACCUCUCGCUCUUCCAACUUGUCCUUCAAUUCUGAAACGUGUGGACUGUUUCCAAUUGUUCGACGUUCAACAUUCACCGGUAGCUGACGCCCAAGUUCCAAGUCGUUCGUAUAUGUGCUGUGCUCAUAACAGUCCUCCCUUUACCGAUACCGACCACAAUUGUGUUCCGCGACCCAGGCUGAGAUAACGGAAGACCUAGAUGCCUAGGGAAUAUAAGGUUAAAGGAGGUACGUGGUCCUUGAUUCUCGUAAUCGUUAGGUGCUAUAGGAUGCGGUAUGUACGGAUGUCCGCCAGGGCAAGAUGCGGGAUGUUCUUUUGGACCCUGAAUUUAAGGGAUGGUUCAAGCAGAUCGUUUUUGCGGUCCUGAGCUCUCCCAACUGCGGACGUUAUAAUUUUGAGGCUUUUCGGGACAUCUUUCAGGGAGUUCGUGUUUGAAAUACCACGAGACGAAAUGGGCGUUGUGUCACUAUAACUUACCUAUGCUUCUGUCAUGGCACAGCUUCGUGGCAGUGAAAAUUCCCCUGGAUGCUCUGCUGAUGACUGCAUGGUGUUGUCCUUCAGAUGCGAUACCUCAGACUAGGCCAUUUGCAACCUAUAUCAAUUCAAAUAAUUCGAGCUCACAGGCUGUGUUCCAGUGAUCAAAAAUUCGGAGGCGUGUGUCAGAAAUAGAUAGGCACGUCUGUCAAGAGCACUACUGCUUGAAGUAUGAAUUGUGGCCGCCCAGAGUUCAUAUAAACGAGAAUGAGACGAUAGUUUUGUCCAUUUGCGCAUUACACAAUGGCCCCCAUGACGUAUAGUUGCGAUCUCUGCUCUCAGAGUAUUCUUUCUGACAGUCCCCGAGUACACUGUCUGAUAUGCACCGAGUACGACCUCUGCGCAAACUGUACACUUGGAGAACGUUUCUCGAAGGGACACUCUCUGGAGCAUGCCAUGACUGUCUUCAAGAAAAGCGGAGGAAAUGGAGAGAGACCUUCGGUAGCGGAAAGGGUAUCGCUGAACUUCGGAAGCAUCAUGACGGUAUCGUCGCCGACGACUGCGGUCCAUCCCAUCCCACCACACUUACCUCAACGUCGAACUGCAGGUGGGCAACCACCACCACUUCCCCCCAGACAAGGAAGUUCCUCAUCCAGAAAUUCGUUACACUCUGCAAUUGGCAGCCCACAAUCGUCCCAGUUCUCUCCCCACUCUCCACCACCCUCACCACAUCCCCAUUCGACGCAUUCAUAUACUAUGCCGACUCCCCCUCCUCAACCUCGACCUUCUCCUGUCCGUGGAGAAACAACGCCGCGUUCUUUUGAACAGGCUGCUAGUUCCUGGGGCCCUUUUUUCAACACUGACAUGAGUCCAUCCACACUCUUCAGCGAACUAUUGGAUGCGAUGUUUUCGUACCUAGAUCCAAAAAAUACGGGAUAUCUUACUCCAGAAACAUACUCCAAGUUCCUCGAUGACCAAGGAUACAUGCUUCAUGAAAAUGCCUGGAAAUCAGCACUCAAACCUCAACCUGUACUCGGAAUCCCGCAAGAAUAUCUUGCCGACAAAACGCUCAAGGAUGCGUAUGACCUCUUCUCCAUUGACCAUGUCACCCAGGAACGCCCCAAGAACACCAUAACGCCCUGCGGCUCCAACCCUUUCACUACUCAGUUUAGAAAGCUCGGAAUCAACUAUGAACCAUCCCCACCUCCAUCAGCUGCCUUGAUCAGUUCUAAUGGGAUUAUGCCACUUUUGACGCGGAAAGGAUUCUUAGAUAUCACUUGUGUGGAGGUAUUACAUGAUCCUUCGAAACAUUGGGGGAAUUUAAACAGGGUACUGAAGCGGUACGUUAAUGCGCCUCAGGCAGGACCGAUGAGUGAAUAUCGACGAUGGGGUGAUCUACCGAGGACGGUUCUACCUGAAAUGCCGGAUCCGGCCAUGGUGGAGAGAGUGAAGAGAAUUACAGAGGUUUCGAAGAGGAAAGCGCAGGAACAAACGACUGCGGCGUACACUAUGGAAUCGUUGGCGGCUCAGGGAAGGCAGAAUGGGUUGGAUCUGAUUGAUAAUCGGUAUGUGUAUCGAUAUUACUGAGUUGAACGACACGAAAAAAGCAGAUUUUGGGUCUGUUCGCCUGCCUGUGUUUGUCUGUCGCGAGAUGUGGAGGGAUCGAAAGGAAAGAGUACCCGAGAGUAAACCCUUUCCCUUUACCGAUUUGUCUGCUUUAGUAUCUGGUAUUCUG